Molecule: messenger RNA, 2990 nt
Organism: Anoplopoma fimbria (sablefish)
Lineage: Eukaryota; Metazoa; Chordata; Actinopteri; Perciformes; Anoplopomatidae
Product: peptidase inhibitor 16-like
Cellular component (GO): extracellular region
Source: RefSeq, a predicted model, not a curated record
GAGGAGAGAACACACACUCUGUUACUGACUCCUCAAGUGGCCUAUUGUACACACACACACACACACACACACACACACACACACACACACACACACACACACACACACACACACACAUACACACACACUCCGGACUGACCACCUCAGGAUACAUCCCUCAGGACUUUUUUUCCCAUAAUGCACCAGCGGAGCCUCUCGGAGCUCCAGGGGGUCUCCAAUCGAAGGACUUCCCAGGAUGGAGCCUUGCGGAGCUCCAGGCCGAGGAAGGGGUCCGGGCGCCGGUGUCUGCCCGCCGAGGGGGCCCCUCUCUGGGCAUGGCUCCUGCUGGGGGCCCUGGUGGUUCCUGGAGCCUGGAGCUAUCUGAGCGAGGAGCAGGAGGAGCUGCUGGUGGAGCUUCACAACUAUUACAGAGGACAGGUUUCACCCACCGCCUCCGCCAUGCUGCCUCUGAGAUGGGACCCGAGCCUGAAGGUGAUCGCAGAGGGCUACGCUGCUAAAUGCAUCUGGAACCACAACCCAGACCUGGAGGACACCGGAGAGAACCUGUUUGCCGGUACCGGACCUCCGGACCUCCGAGACGCUCUGGAGAAAUGGUUCCUGGAACAUCUGGACUAUAACUUCCACAACAACAGCUGUGAUGAAGACAAGAUGUGUGGACACUACACACAGAUGGUGUGGGCAGACACACACAGAGUCGGCUGUGCGAUCCAUCUCUGUAACAACAUGGAGGGUUUAGACUGGGAGAGAGUCUCCUUCCUCGUCUGCAACUACUACCCAGCAGGGAACUACGAGGACCAGAGGCCGUUUGUUGAAGGUGAAUGGUGCUCCAGAUGUCCAGAGAACCUGCAGAAAUGUGAAAACAACCUCUGUGUUCCUGACUCGGUGGAUGAGGGGGACGAGGAGGACGAGGAGGAGGAGGUUGAUGAUGAAGACGAGGUGAACGAAGAGGAGGGGACAGAUGUUCCUCUACCAGGAACAUCUGCUCCCUCCCUCCAGCCUGAAGAAGAGGAAGAAGAGGAGGUAGUUGUUCCGCCUUCUGCGACAACUGAGCUUUAUGUCCCGCCUGCCACCACCCCUGCUCCUGCCAGUACUCCCAGUAUCACCACCACCACCACCACCACCGCAGCAGCAGCAGCAGCAGAAGAAGACUCAGAGGACCCCGAACCAACAGCUACACCAGACCCGGGAACCCACCCUCCAGAAGUCCCCCCAAAUACUCCAGGAGAGGAGGAGACGACUGAAGAAAAGAUGGAGGAGAAGAAGGAGGAAGAGAAGAGGAAGGACACUUCAGAUGUGAUGGAGGGAAAGGAGGAGAUAGACGUAACACGAAACAUUUACCAGAACACGAAAGGUAGCGUCGCCGGUGCUGAUUCAGCGUCUUCACCUUUUCUCCUGUUAGCAUGUCUGACUGGGAUCCUGACUCUGAGGCUGUGAGGAGGAGGAGGAGGAGGAGGAGGAGGAGGAGGAGGAGACACCUCGUUGACUGCACACCACCUUGUUAACCCGUCCCCGUGGUAACAAACAUGUUCCCCGUCUCUCUUCGCUCUGCAGAAUUAAUGUGGGUCAAUUAAUAAUUCACACAGAAAACAGCUGCCAUGUUUCCCAACAUCUGCAUGUAGUCCGGGCCGAGAUCUGGGUCGAAUAAUGUGGUGCAUCACCUGCUUCUACCUGCUUGGAAUACAAACAAACAGCUUCUUUACACUGACAGGAACUAAAUAUGUUGUUUUCACAUAAAGGAGACGCAUUUACAGGAUAUAUAUUAAACCGCUAACAGAGACAAAAGGGGCUUAAUGGAGGUAAAACAUCUGGUUUUGACUCCUGAUUUCAGAAAGCAGCCUCAGAGCUGGAGUCAGGAAGUGGUUAGCCUAGCUUAGCAUAAAGACUGGAAGCAGGGGGAAACAGCUAGCGUGGUCUGUGGAAACAGGAGCGCCGUGGGUAGUUAGCAUACAGGCUAAGAUCACAAAGCUAUCUCUCUUUCUAUACAGAUGUUUUUUUGUGUCUUAAAUGGAAACAUCUGUAUUUUUCUAAUCUGGUCCGUCCAAUAAAAGAGCUUUGUUUUUGCCGCUGACGGGCUCAGAUUGAUAUUAUAAAUGUCCCAAAACAUUAUGAAAAGAACCCUAAAGAGAAAUAAAACCUUUUUUCUUCACCACAACCUCGAACCGGCCGUUCGGUAUCGUGUCUCCAUCAACGAGAAGUCUCGUUCUGAGAGAUGAUUCGUUUUUGUGAGAGUGAGAGAAAUUGGAUUAUUUUUUAAAAAUCUAGCGUACUUUUGCUAGAAUAUAAAGAUAACCAACCCUAGAUUCAACGCUCAUUCUUGAUCCCGCCUACAAAGCUCUGAUUGGUCGAUUGGUGUUCAGAGCUCUGAAAGCAUGCUAGCUGUUUCCCUUUGCCUCCAGUCUUUGUGCUAAGCUAGGCUAAUCGUAUAGAUUUUCUUAUCUACAACUAUUGGUAAAACCUCAGAUAAAAAAAUAUUCCUUAGUCCUUAUUCCAUGUUUUUUUUUACCAUAGUGGGUUUUAAAGUUUAUCUUGAUGUCGUUUUGUUGAGCUCAUAAAACCACCACUAAUAAAACACUGAAACAUCUGAUAAAACACAAAGCUUUUCAACCACUAAUGAGUUUAAUUACAGACCAGUUUGACAUUGAACUGUGUUCAUUCGGUUUUAGAGCUGUAGAGAGACGUUACUCAUUAUUAUGAAUAAAAGCUCUCAGAUCGCCUCCUCGUGCUUUAAAUAUACAGUUUCAUCUCAUGUUAGUGUUUAGUGAAUGCAGGAGAAAUGAUUUGUUUGUUAUUUGUUGUUACUGACGACCCUGCUUCUUCUUUUGUUUCUUGUUCAUAAUAUAUAUAUAAAUAUAUCUCCUGUGCAUCAUUUAUUCUCUCAGACUGGAACAACAACUGGACAGAGUCUCUAAUACUUCACAUCAUUUCUGUUCAACCUUUAAUAACUUUAGCAACGACUGCUGUAAAUGUUUGUAAAUAAGAUUAAUAAAGAA